Molecule: messenger RNA, 2608 nt
Organism: Haliotis rubra (blacklip abalone)
Lineage: Eukaryota; Metazoa; Mollusca; Gastropoda; Lepetellida; Haliotidae
Product: barrier-to-autointegration factor-like
Exons: 3
Coding region: 267-539 (90 amino acids)
Molecular function (GO): DNA binding
Source: RefSeq, a predicted model, not a curated record
UAUGAUAGUACGACAAGAAACAAUGAGCCAGUGCAAGGAACAUGUAUUUUUCAGAAAGUCCGUUUAAGUUAGUGCUAUAGGACACAUGAUCUCCUCUUUCUUCCAACGAUUUGACAAAGUAAUAUGGUAUGAUCGCAGGCCCGUCAUUUUCGCAGUAGUCCGGAAGCCAGUCAAAUUGUAUCGUUGUUUUCAACAUCACCACCCACUGAUGAUUUAACAGCCUAACAAUUCUCGAGUCCAUACAAGUCAUCUGCUAACGAGUCAGGAUGUCGUCCACAUCUCAAAAACACCGGAACUUCGUGUCAGAGCCAAUGGGACUAAAGCCUGUGACUGAACUACCUGGAAUAGGACCGGUUCUUGGCGGAAGACUCAGAGGGGCAGGGUUUGAUAAGGCAUACGUUGUUCUGGGUCAGUUUCUGUUGUUGAAGAAAGAUGAGGAGCUUUUCGUAGACUGGCUGAAGGAGGCAUGUCAUGCUAAUUCCAAGCAAGCAGGGGACUGCUUUACAUGUCUGAAAACCUGGUGUGAUUCUUUCUUGUGAGGUGCCUGCCCUCUCACAUCAUGCUUCUGUCCACAUGUACUCAUGCAUACCCUUACUUUGGGCUUCCUUGGUCCAAGCUGCACAACUCAACCCUCUUUUGCCUGGUGACACGGGCUACUGCUGACAUCCUAUACCGGCAACCUGACACAGUUAAACAGUUUUACAAAGCAAUAAACUCUAUGGACCUUAGAGCUAAAUAGCAUAGAUAAUUCAGGCUUGUAGGCGUGUAUCUCCCAGUGCAGUAUCACUAUAAAACCUGAUGUGAUUCGUUUGUCCUGGACAACAUUUGCAGGAAUGGAUUAUUUUAAGUUUUUAAUAUGCUUGUCAUGAACAGCAUUCAUUUUCAAGAUACGGGGUGCUGAAUGAUUUCAGACUUGAAGUUGAUGAGGGGAAUCUAGCAUUACUCGUCUUGCUGGACCUUAGCGCAGCGUUCGACACGACAGACCAUAGCGUAAUGAUUUCCCGCAGUUACGUGGACUUUAGAAUCCAGGGAGUGGCAUUGAGUUGGUUUACGUCCUACCUCAAUGAUAGGUAUCAGUCAGUGCUUGUGGAUGGCUGUCUAUCAGAACCCGUCCUACUUACAUGUGGCGUGCCACAGGGGCCUUGGGCCGAUCCUUUGUACGCUGUACACAAGACAGCUUGGGAAUCUAAUUGACAGACACCGGAUGUGACGUCACCACUAUACCGACGACUCACAACCAUUUCAGCCUAAACCACCAGAGGCCGCUGAAGCUCUGGAACUAACAUCCCUCUGUUCUCAGGACAUUAAGUCUUGGAUGUUGAGAAACAAACUCAAACUCAACGAUGACAAAACGGAAUGCUUCAUAGUUGGACCCAGGCUGAGGCGGUCAAAAGUUGAUAUCACUUCCAUACCUAUUGGGAGUUGUCUCAUGGUAGCAGAGGUAGUUAAAGAUCUACGUGUUCAUCUUGAUUUUGAGGUAUCCUUGGAGAACCACUUCCUCCAGCGUAGAAACAUUGGAAAUAUAUAAGAAAGUAUCUCAACAAACAAUCGGCAAUCAUCCUUGUUCUGUCAUUAGUCAUUUCCAAGGUAGACUACUGCAACAGCCUACUCUGGGGGCUCCUCAGACAACAAUCAACAAGCUUCAGAAAGUACAAAAUACUGUCGCAAGAAUUGUGACUCUCACGCGAAAAUAUGACUAUAUAACUCCUAUUUUCCAAAGUCAUCAUUGGCUUCCAGUGAAAGAACGCAUUUCCUACAAAGCCCUGCGUCUUGCGUAUAAAUGCAUUGCUAGUGACACACCUGAUUACCUGUGUGAGCUACUUGCAGACCACUGAGAACUCUCAGAUUUCAAGCACAACAUCUCCUCGGUGUCCUGAAAACUAAAACUGCAAGCUAUGGGCAUCGCUCUUUCUCUUCCUUGGCAGCCAUAGAAUGGAAUCAACUUCCUAUUGAAAUAAGACUUGCUCCAACAUUCAAAUCGUUCAAAACAUUUCUGAAGAUCCAUCUGUUUAAAAGAGUUUUCCUUAACUAGACUUUAACUGUGCGCUUCGAGCAUGCAUUAAGUGUGGAGUAUUAGCACUAUAUAAAUGCACCAUUGUUAAUUCAGCCUAUGUUGCCGUCUUGUUUGUUAUGCUUUGCUUGGUUUAAAAACACCAUCAGGCAGACAUUCGUCACUUUAAAACAGCCUUGGACCCAGAACUAUAUGAAAUAGUAGGUUAUAGAAUUUAUGGUGUUCAAAGGACGAUUACACAUUUGACCUGUUACCUUUUAUGGAAGAACCCUAAUUCCUUAACAUUUUACAUAAAAAUAAUCUACCUUUUUCCUUCAGAAUAUCAUCUUGCACAGGUAACAUAUGCUUGUUUGUCUGUCACAGUUUGAAAAUUUGUACAUGACCCGACAGAGCAGUGAUUAUUCAAAACUCAAGAAACUAGAGAAAAGCUUUCCAAGGGAAAAUGUAGUCUAGAGUGUCAGCUGGAGUGUCAGCUGGAGUGCAAUAAUUGUUUGUUUCUUUAUUAGAUAAAGCAAACUGAUCUGACAUCUCACAACUAGUCAAUGUUAGUUUUUCAUUUUAAGUAUUAGCAAUGUUGAAUAAAUUCUUAUUAUGACA